Zea mays is the source of this 1137-nucleotide messenger RNA. Its product is annotated as WAT1-related protein At1g68170. The transcript is spliced from 6 exons. Gene Ontology annotation, molecular function: transmembrane transporter activity. Gene Ontology annotation, cellular component: membrane. NCBI's taxonomy places the organism in Eukaryota, Viridiplantae, Streptophyta, Magnoliopsida, Poales, Poaceae. Bases 1 to 1137 code for a protein of 378 amino acids. The record is from RefSeq and is a predicted model, not a curated record.
AUGGGGACCGGCGGCAGCUGCGCGGCGGCCGUGCGCGGCGCGAGGCCGGCGGUGGGCAUGGUUGCGGUGGAGCUCGCCUUCUCGGCGCUGCAGAUCUUCAUCAAGCUCGCGCUCGACGAUGGCAUGGACGAACGGGUCCUCGUCGCCUACCGCCUCAUGUUCGCCACCGCCUUCCUCUGCCCGCUCGCCUUCCUCGUCGAGAGGAAGAAACGGCCACCACUAACCAUGAAGGUGGUGCUAGGGUUGUUCAUGUGUGGACUUUUUGGAAUCGCAAUAAACCAGAACUUGAUAGUGCUUGCCAUGAAGCUGACGAACUCCACGACCAUCGUCACAGCUCUCAGCAACCUCACGCCUCAGUCCACAUUCAUCGUCGCGAUCUUGACAAGGCAGGAGACGGUGAAGCUUGGCAAGGCCAGUGGGCGUGCGAAGCUGGUGGGCACCCUGGUCGGCCUCGGCGGCGCGAUGCUAGUCACCUUCUACAGGGGCCCGGAGAUCGGGUUCAUGCACCGGCUCGCGCGCACGGCCGGGCUCAGAGACGCCGGCCGGCUCAGCGGCGGCGGUGGCCAUGGGACGUCGUCUGCCGCCGCCCGGGUCGUGGGCUCCUUCCUCGCCAUCACCAGCUGCUUCAGCUACGCGAUCUGGCUGUCCAUCCAGGCGCGAGUCGGGGAGGUGUUCCCGUGCCACUACUCCAUCGCGGCGCUGGUGUGCCUCUUCGGCGCGGUCCAGUCCGCGCUGCUCGCGCUCUGCUUCCACAGGGACAUGGCGCACUGGAGGCUCGGCCUCAACGUCAGGCUCUACUCGUCAGCCUACGCGGGCAUCGUGGCGUCCGGUUUCGCCUUCCCGCUCAUGUCGUGGUGCCUGCGGGAGCGGGGGCCCCUCUACGUGGCCAUGUUCGGCCCGCUCAUCAUCGUCUUCGUCGCGGUGCUCAGCUCAGUCUUCCUCGACGAGACCUUGCACCUCGGGAUCGCGCUCGGCGCCGUCCUCAUCGUGGCUGGGCUGUACAUAGUGCUCUGGGGCAAAGCGAGAGAAGCGCAGGAGAAAGCUGCUGCUGCUGUGCUCACAGAUGAAGAGCUUGGCAACGACUCGUCCAUGGCUCCUGCUGCUGCCAAUACCAAAUAUAACGGUGAAACAAAAUGA